This is a messenger RNA of Aphanomyces invadans, 1155 nucleotides long. RefSeq names its product guanine nucleotide-binding protein subunit beta-like protein. Lineage: Eukaryota; Oomycota; Saprolegniomycetes; Saprolegniales; Verrucalvaceae. Gene Ontology annotation, molecular function: ribosome binding; protein kinase C binding; translation regulator activity. Bases 33 to 989 code for a protein of 318 amino acids. The transcript has a single exon. The record is from RefSeq and is a predicted model, not a curated record. Gene Ontology annotation, cellular component: cytosol; nucleus. Gene Ontology annotation, biological process: positive regulation of protein phosphorylation; rescue of stalled cytosolic ribosome.
CGGGCGAUGGCACUUUUUCAAUUCAAUCGACGAUGGGAGAUCAAUUGGUGCUUCGCGGAACGCUCGCCGGCCACGGCAAGAACUGGGUGACGGCCAUCGCCACCUCGCGUGAAAACCCCAACUUGGUGGUCACGGCCUCGCGCGACAAGUCCGUCCUCGUCUGGCAACUUACCCACGACGCCGACCCGGACAACUACGGGUACGCUCGCCGCCGCUUGACGGGCCACUCCCACUUCGUCCAAGACGUCGUGAUCUCGUCGGACGGUCAAUUCGCCCUCUCCGGUUCGUGGGACGGCACCCUCCGCUUGUGGGACCUGAACACGGGUAUCACGACCCGUCGUUUCGUCGGACACUCGAAGGAUGUGUUGUCGGUCGCUUUCUCGGCGGACAACCGUCAAAUCGUGUCUGGUUCGCGCGAUCGCUCCAUCAAGUUGUGGAAUACCCUCGGCGAAUGCAAGUACACCAUCACCGAAGAAGGCCACACUGAAUGGGUGUCGUCCGUGCGCUUCUCCCCCUCGUCGGCCAACCCGUUGAUCGUGUCUGCCGGCUGGGACCGCGUUGUCAAGGUGUGGAACUUGACCAACUGCAAGCUCCGCACCAACUUGUUCGGCCAUUCUGGCUACUUGAACACCGUGACCGUCUCCCCUGACGGUUCGUUGUGCGCUUCGGGUGGCAAGGACGGUGUUGCCAUGUUGUGGGACUUGAACGAAGGCAAGCGCCUCUACGCGCUCGAAGCCAACGACAUCAUCCACGCGUUGGUCUUCUCCCCCAACCGCUACUGGUUGGUCGCCGCCACGUCGUCCGCGAUCAAGAUCUGGGACUUGGAAUCCAAGGUCGUCGUCGACGAAAUCGUCCCUACCUUUGAACACGUUGGCAAGAAGUCGCAACCUCCCCAUGCCGUGUCGCUUGCCUGGUCCGCCGAUGGGCAAUCGCUUUUCGCUGGUUACACCGACGGUAUCGUGCGUGUGUACGCCGUCGGUUCGAACUAAAUGUCGACGCCACGUUGACCUGGUUGAAUUGAAAGUACCACUUAACAGCUAUAACAUGGCGAGUGUGCUGUUACGUCGUUCCCUCGGUCUCUUCUUUGGGCCCAUCCGAACCCCUCAUUCCAAUGCAAGAUCCGCGCCGUCCGGCCGGCAAUUCGCUCCAUGUUGC